AUGCCUAUGUGCCCGCCAGAGAGGAGUGAGACCACCCACCUUCCCACCCGGUCCCCCCACGAACGCUCGCCACGCCCCCUGACUUGCCGUCCAAAUCCCGCGUCUGCUCCUCAAAUCCUCGUCCCGCUCCUCCCGCCCACGCUCCAGGGCCGCCAUUCACCACACUGCUUCGCCGUCGCCGCCUCGCACGAGAUCGUCGUCGAAGGAGCCGCCGGGCCUGACGAUUGCGAUGGGGAGCGGGAGCGCGAGCGCGAGGGGAGAUGUGGAGUUGAGGGAGAUAGCACCGCCAUCGGGAUGCGCCGCCGCCGUGGCCGGCGGGCGGCCGUCAUCGAUUCACAGCGCAGCAACGGGUGUCGUUGGGGAAGCACCCGGACUCUGGGCACAUGCAGCCGGCAAUGAACAAUCUCCGUCACAUUCAUAGCAUUGCUAGAUAUCCUAUCGUUGUUACUUAGAGCAGUUGUGACUUCUCGUGCAUCGUGUGCUCUUGACCAAAGGAGUUCAACCAAACAUGAAAUAUCUAGGAUAUUUACAGAGCCGGAACGCCUUACAAAGAGCAAAGUCUGUACUCUGCCUGUUGUGGGCUUUCUUAAUUUGGAACUGAAUGUUGCAUGUGUCUUUAUUUAGAAAAAAAAGAACGCAGCCUUCUCGCCGUUGCCAAUCGUG
This is a messenger RNA of Triticum dicoccoides, 663 nucleotides long. RefSeq lists its product as uncharacterized. The transcript has 3 exons. NCBI's taxonomy places the organism in Eukaryota, Viridiplantae, Streptophyta, Magnoliopsida, Poales, Poaceae. The record is from RefSeq and is a predicted model, not a curated record. The coding region runs from base 1 to 399 and encodes 132 amino acids.